This is a messenger RNA of Aplysia californica (California sea hare), 4030 nucleotides long. Its product is annotated as coiled-coil domain-containing protein 146. Lineage: Eukaryota; Metazoa; Mollusca; Gastropoda; Aplysiida; Aplysiidae. The coding region runs from base 105 to 3182 and encodes 1025 amino acids. Gene Ontology annotation, cellular component: cytoskeleton. The transcript is spliced from 20 exons. The record is from RefSeq and is a predicted model, not a curated record.
UGUUCGCGCAGUCGCGUUUGUCAUAACAACGGUAGUCAACAACAUGGUGGACAGGAUGAAUUAUUCAAGAUGCUUGACAAGUUCAUGGUGAAGAAGGAAAUACAAUGAGUGAUCCAGACGCGGAGGGGGAGAGGGGGGUAAGGGAGAAACAAGAAGAUGAGAACAACACUGAUGAACCAGUGGCUCUGGUCAAUAAUGGGGAGGGGCAGGCAACAGAUGGAAACGUUCUAGAAAUGGAAACUGGUCCAACAGAGACUGUGGAGGCAGAUAGAGAUGAAGAUCAACCUGCUGUUCCUGGGGUUGGUGCAGAUGUGGAAGAUAACACUGUAGAUGGUGGCCUAGGGCUGAGCCUGCAGCCUGAUAUAGAGGAAUAUUCUCCUGCAAUUUCUGCAUUACCACCAAGGGUUGUCAAACAAGAAGAAAAUCAGGUUGAGGUUUCUGCCAGUCCAGCCUUUCAAUGUCUUGAUGAGCUGUUUCAAGAGGGAAAACUCACAGGCACCAAAGUUGCAUUCUUGAAAGCAAAAUACACAGAACUUCAUGAAACAUUGAAAAGCACUCGUGAUAGUGAAGCCAAACUAUUACGAGAGGCAAAAGACAGCACAGGUGAGCUGGAGCGACAGACAGUGGAACUGGAGAAAGCAGACAACUUCCCAGAGAGUUCUAACUCUGAAGUGUCUAAAAUGAGAGAGCAGCUUCUCAAGUAUCACAAUGAACUAGCACAGGCAGAGGAAAGACAGUAUCAACUCGAGUAUAAGAUAGAGACGCUUGAAGAAGAGAGGAAGAUUGUUGAAAGGGAGUUUAAUCGGCUGCCCAAACAAGGGGAAGUUGAGAAAAAAAUUAAAGAGCUUCAGAAUGGCACCGAGGAGAUGAAAAAAGAGAUCCUUCAACGGCAGGCAGAGAAGAAGACUCUGGGUGAAGAUCUGGAGUCCACACAACGACAGAUUACCACUGAUAAGAAGGAGUAUGAGAAACUUAUAGAUGAACUGGAAAAAUUUAAGGCAAAUUUGGUGCAGAUCAACUCCUUACCAGGACAAACUGCUAAAGAGGCCGACAAAAUACAGCGACAAAAGAAUGUUGUGAUGACCAAUCUGGAGGCUCUGAACACAGAGUACAGAGAGCAUGUUGAAGUCGCCAAAAAACUGGAGCAAAAGAAGAAGUUGUUGGAGGAAGAGAAACUGGAGGCAGACACUGAGCUGGAUAACCAGAGAGAUAUGCUGAAUGAGAGAGAGAGGGAGUAUGAGAGUAAGAUGAAAGAAUUUGAGCUGCAGAAGGAGAGAGAAGUCACUUUGAUGGGAGACAGGGCAACGUAUGAUAUGAACCUACGUCACAUUCUGCUGGAGAAGAAAAACCAGCACGAUGUCCAUUCUCGCAAAACUCGUGAGAAGGAUCGAGACAACAGGAACUUGAAAAAAGCCGAGCUGCAUGUCAAAGUGGCUGACGAAGGGUUGAAUCAUACAAAGUCCAUUUAUGAAAAGUUGAAGUCACAGGUUGGAGGACUUCCCAAAGAUGAUGGAUCAAUGCUCAAGAAACGCGAGGACCUACAGAAGGAAGUGGACCAGACUAAGCGUGCUCUCGCUCAACAGAACUCUUUGACUGCUGUGGAGCAUGUGAAGUUGGAGGCCAGCGCUGCUGAAGAACAAAACUUGUUGUAUGAGCAGAGUGAUUUGAGGAUCGAGGUUGUUGAGCUAACCAGAUUGGCCGCCAUCAAGGCAGAUGAAAGAGAGCAGAAAGCGAGGGACUUCAUGCGGGCAGAGAUGAAGUACCACAGGGCUGUGGAGGAUCUCAAGACCAAACAGCUGCAGAUACAAGACCACCAGAAAAAGUUCCAGGAAAUGCAGAUAAAAUUGAAGGAUUUUGCAAAAAUGUAUGAUGUGAUCAAAAACGAAAGAAACAAAUGUGUGAACCUCAUCCAGACAUCAACACAGAAGGCAGCAGAAAUGAAGGAAAAGAUCAAAAUCUUGCACAAUGAGAUUGAGAUCCUACGCACAGCUGUCAUGCAGAAAGACAAAGACUUGCAGAAACAUCGGCUAAAGAAAAUGAACGCCAUUGUAAUGCGGGACUCUUUGCGCAAUGAGAUGGCUAAACAGCAGCGUCUAGAGGAGGAGAUGAGAGAGAAGCGAGAGCAGCAGAAGAUGGACAUGCAAAAAUUGAACCUCAUGAUCAAUCAGGGCGAGGAACAAAUGGUCAAACUGCGCAAAAGAUAUGAGAAGAAUGUCCAGCACAGAAAUGACAGGGGCAUCAAGCUUAUUGAAAGGAAUGAGGAAGUUUGUGUGUUCUACGAGAAAGUCAACAUCCAAGAUCAAAUGGUAAGAAAUGGAGAGGUGGAGCUGAAGAGCAAGGAGGAAGAGAUUCGGUUCCUUGAGCUGCAGCUACAGGAGGAGAAGCGGUCGGUGCAGCUGUUGCAUAAAGCCAUGCCCAACAAAGUGAACAUGGAGAAGGAACUGGUCACUUUGCAGAUACAGCUGCAACAAUGCCAAGACCGUAUGUUGGAGCUGGAGAAAGACUUGGAGAAUCCUUACGAUGAGACUCGGGUGCGGUAUCUCACUGGGAAAGACCCGUCACCUGGUGAAAUCCAGGGGAAAGUGGAAGAGCUGGAGACAAGAUUAGCGGAGAAAGAGGAACAACUCUUGGAAAAAGAUUUGAUCUUCGAGCAAGUAGAGAGGCUUGUCGGCCGCAUCCGUAACAAGGCAGAAGUGGGCAAAGACGACACACUGAACUUGGCCAAGAGUGUGAAUGGUGUUCAAGCUCGAAUCAAAGAGACAACUCGUAAGAUGAUGGCGCUGGUGUCGGAGCUGUCCAUGAACCAGGCGCAGGCCAUGAGACUGCAGCAGGAGGUGAAGGAGAAGGAGGGAGAGCUCGAGCAAUGUUACCUGCGCAUGGAGAAAGGGGAGCCGCCCUCGCAGGAAUUGGAGCUAGAGUGGCAGCGCAUGAUCAGGGAUGUUCAGCGCAGGAUGGAGGAUGGAGAGAACAGAAGAAUGAUGGAGGAGGAAGAGGAGCAGUACAAGAUUGCAGGUGGAGUCUACACCACAGCCGAGCCAAGACCAAACGCCUACAUUCCUGACGAUGAAAGCGAACUCCCCAUCCCCCGCCCCUAUGGUGCACAUGCUCCUUUCAAACCCAGCGAGGCGGGUUCAACAAUGAGACAUGUCCGGAAACCUGUGCCAAAGCCUAUUGAAAUUUAAAACCAAGACAUCAGAAUAAUAGCGUCUUAUUUUUCUUUCUGAGCAUCUUAACAGUGUUUUCAAAUCCUCUGCAUAGAUGAAUCUUUGAGCUGAUGAAGAUCAAUGACCCUCUCAUUAUUGCCCCCCCCCUUUCCCCUUCAAAGUUUGAUGCAUUAUAUCUGAACUGUUUGCUUUUUUGCACUAGUUUUAGGACUUAAAUAUGUUGUGUUUUAAGGAUAGUUGUGGGUGGAGUGUCUUAUAAUAGUCGUUUGUGGGACUCUUCUGUCACUUCAUAGAUAGCUGUUAUAAUAUCUGGCUAAUUACAGUAAUGCAUGCCAGCAGCAGUGAGCACGAAGAAUGUGAUAAAAGAUACACCCUCUAUAGCAUAUUCUUAAGUUUCAAAAGUUUAUGAAGCUGAACAAGCAUUGCUCUGCUACAAGCUUUUCAGAUUACUGUCUGUAUAUUUUUUAGAAUUUUGAAUACAGUUCUGUGAUGUCCAAAGAGCAUAUUAUCAAAGAAUGGAUUUUACUGAGAGCAAGAGGGUUUCAGUUGGGUGGAUCAGUUAAUUUUUCUCCACUGGUAAUGUAUCAGUUUCUUCUAUCAUCUCGUGCAAAGGGCUGCAGAAGGCUGCGUUCCCACUGACACCCUGCCACUUGUGUAGGUCAUGCUUUUGUGUGAGAGAAAGGUUAAGCUUCACCUGCUGUUGGGAAGUGGGCAUAUUAUAUAUAUAAUUAAAAUAUUAUUCCCCUGCAACAGUAUGGUAAAAGUAACCAGUGUACAGAUGUGAUGUACAGAGUUGUUGUUGUUGUUAUCGAUCCAGCAACAGCUGGGCUCUCGCCCUUCUGUCCAAUGCCAUGUAGUGAUAAGUG